UCUUAAUCUGUGGAGGCAAACCAAUUAUAGUUUAUGAGAUUUCCUGUGUGUCCAGACUUUAGGGACACCCUGUUACAUGAUACCAGUGUUACAUGAUUAUACAUAAUCAUGUAACACUGGCAUCCAGUCAUUCUGCUGAAUAUAACUUUUACUAUUGACUAUUUAAGCACAACUCCGGCUUCCUCCCACAGUCCAAAAAUAUGCUGAGGUGAAUUGGUUAUUGUAAAUUGUCCGUAGGUGUGAAUGUGAGUGUGAUUGUUUGUCUGUAUAUGUAGCCCUGUGACAGACUGGCGACCUGUCCAGGGUGUCCCCUGCCUUCGCCCGAGUCAGCUAAGAUAGGCUCCAGCGACCCUAGUGAGGAUAAAGCGGUGUAUAGAGAAUGGGUGGAUGGAUGGAUGGAUGGAUGGAUGGAUGGAUGGAUAUUUAAGCACAUUUCUCUAACAAUUCUGCACUUUUAUAAGAGCAAUAAUACUUGUGAGUAUUGUGGAAUACUCACAAUAACUUGUGAGUAUUCCACCACUGCUAAAGGUUUAGGAGGUUGAUGUAGUCAGACACUGAGCUUUAUGUGUUUUGUUAAGAAAUCAUGUAUUUUACAGGCUCCUAUCGCUGGGUGUUUUGCGCUUUAGUUCCUCUAUUUAGUGUACUUCCGUGCACUUGACUUGGCGCACAGUUCAUAAUAAUCUUAUCUGGUCGGCUCUUUAACCUUCCACUAUGGGAACAAAGUCGUAUUGUUGUUUUGGUCUGGUUUCUACAACAGGACCACUCCGAUCUACGGCUGCUUUGCGUAAAGCUUUAUCAUUUCAAAGAAUUGUUUUCGUCUCUGUGCCACGAUUUUCCACGUGUGCGGGUGUGUGACAGUGGCGGCUGACGGCGGCAGGGUUUCCCCCGGUGUCUUACUGGAGAUCUGUCGCUGUGUGCGCACUGAUAAGCUUCGCCGGAGAGCUUCAGCAGCAGCAGCAGGUGCGUCCUCCUCCUCAGCAUCCCGGUUCUGUCUCCGCCCUCCCUCCGCUUGCUAUAGGCUGCGAGGAUUUAAGCGGGCCCGCCGGAAUGAUGAGGGCUUUCUGACGCUGACUGAUUUCAAAAGUUGACGGGUUUCGAGUUUCACAGGUAAGACAAGCUAUCCGCUCAUCCGGGGCGCAUUAGAGCCACGUUAGUCCGCGUGGGAGAGCAGUGGGUAACUUUUACUUUACUCAUCAUUCUGUGUUAAACCUUCACUAACUUUCACAACACACAGGCAACACAUCAGGUAUCAGAUUAGAGGAUCUGACAGCGGAUCUGCUCAGACAUGAACCCAGAGUUGGACUACGGAGGCUCCGGCAGCAGCGGGAACGGAAAGCUACGCCAGUGGCUCAUCGAGCAGGUGGACUGCGGGAAAUAUCCCGGGCUGGUGUGGGAGAACGACGAGAAGACCAUCUUCAGGAUACCGUGGAAACACGCAGGGAAGCAGGACUACAACCGGGAUGAGGAUGCCGCGCUUUUUAAGGCAUGGGCGCUGUUCAAAGGCAAGUUUCGGGAGGGGAUCGACAAGCCAGAUCCACCGACCUGGAAGACUCGCCUCCGCUGUGCCCUCAACAAGAGCAACGACUUUGAGGAACUCGUGGAGAGGAGCCAGCUGGACAUCUCCGACCCCUACAAGGUCUACCGCAUCAUCCCCGAGGGCGCAAAGAAAAGACCCAGACAGGAGGACAGUCCUCUGAGUCCAGUCGGCUACCAGAUGCAUCCGUCCUACCCUACCGUGCCGACUCAGAUGCCACAGUACAUGCCCAGUGCAGACUGCAGCUGGAGAGAUUACUGUCAGGAACAGGCCUCUCUGCCUGAGCUGCCCUUCUCUCAGUGUCCCUGUCCCCCCCGCAGCCUAUCGUGGCAAGGCCCCACCAUGGAAAAUGGAUACCAGCUCAGAGCCUCAAUCUACUCGUAUGGUCCUGCUGACAGCCAGCCUUCGCCUUUCACACUGGACGCAAGCAUCAGAUCUGCAGAGGCACUCUCAGACUUCCGUCUGCAUGUGUCUGUGUAUUUGCGGGACACUCUGGUGAGGGAGGUGACCACAUCCAGUCCAGAGGGCUGCCACAUUACUCCAUGCUCCCCAGAGAAGCACUACCUGACGCCUGGAGGUCCUGAGGUGGUGCCGCUCCCCGUGGACAGCCUCUCAGCCCAGAGGAGGGCAGACGAGUGUCCCCCGAGCCCCCCGUCCACCCUGGAGAGGGGAGUGUUGCUGUGGAUGGGCGCUGAUGGACUCUACGCCCGGAGGCUGUGUCAGAGCAGAGUGUACUGGCAGGGAGGCCUGUCGCCGUAUGGAGAGAAACCCAACAAGCUGGAGAGGGAGGUCACCUGUAAACUGCUCCACACACAGGAUUACCUCACAGAGAUCCAGAGUUACGGGCUCCACGGUCGGCCGCUGUCUCGUUUCCAGGUCCUCCUGAGUUUUGGAGACGAGUGUUUGGACCCACAGAGACAAAGACGGAUCCUCACUGUCCAGGUGGAGCCCCUGUUCGCCAGGCAGCUCCUGUACUACGCCCAGCAGACAGGCGGCCACUACUACCGCAGCUACGAGCACCCUGGGGUCACAGACCACAUAAACGCCUCUGAGGACUACCAGAGGGCCAUCACACACCACCACAGCAGCAGCCUGCAGGAGUGACAGGAGUGUGGCUUCAAGUGACUGUUGAAAAGUUCAAAAUGCAGCAAUGGCAUUUUAACCAGCGGGCAAGGAAACCAUGAGACGAGAGGACAAACUUGGACAGUAUCAUGCACAAAAUGAUGGACAUUCAGUCACUGUUUGCCCCGUAGGGUUUUCUGUGUAUUUGUCUGUGUGCGUGUGGCUGAAAGCAAGGUUGCAGGGCAUUUAUUUUCCUCUGUGUAAAUUCUAGGGCAUAAUGAAUAUUUGCUAUACUUACUAUGCAGAUGUAACUGACAGCUGAGGUGAUUGUACUGUAAAAAAAACAAAAACUGUGACCUGAAUUUUAGUGCCUUAAUGAAACAGUCCCACAUUUUGGGAAAUGCACCUACUUACGUUUUCGCCGAGUUAGAAAAGAGGAUUGAUACCACUCAUGUCUGUCCAUUAAAUGUAAGGCUGCAACCAGCUAGUUAGCUUACCUUAGCUUAGCAUAUAUGCCCUCCCUCCCUCGUGAAUCGGCAAAUUGUCAUUUUUGAAUUUGCUUCAUCUGUUCAAAGGACCUGGAGAAAUAGUAUUUUAAAUAUUUAGGAAUUUGGAAGCAACUUUGUGUUACUUUUGGGGAGAACCAUGCUAGCUGUUUCCAGUUUUUGUGCUAACCUAAACUAAGUAGCUGGUGGUUCAGGCUUCAUAUUUACUGUACAAACGUGACAUAUGGCAUCACUCCUCUUAUCUAUCUGCAAAAAAGUGACGGAGUAUGUUUCUUAAAAUGUU
Molecule: messenger RNA, 3385 nt
Organism: Acanthochromis polyacanthus (spiny chromis)
Lineage: Eukaryota; Metazoa; Chordata; Actinopteri; Pomacentridae
Product: interferon regulatory factor 4-like
Exons: 8
Coding region: 1286-2638 (450 amino acids)
Biological process (GO): regulation of transcription by RNA polymerase II; immune system process
Cellular component (GO): nucleus
Molecular function (GO): protein binding; DNA-binding transcription factor activity, RNA polymerase II-specific; RNA polymerase II cis-regulatory region sequence-specific DNA binding
Source: RefSeq, a predicted model, not a curated record